This is a messenger RNA of Labeo rohita (rohu), 4014 nucleotides long. It is a transcript of the gene stat5b, whose product is annotated as signal transducer and activator of transcription 5b. The coding region runs from base 134 to 2497 and encodes 787 amino acids. Lineage: Eukaryota; Metazoa; Chordata; Actinopteri; Cypriniformes; Cyprinidae. Gene Ontology annotation, molecular function: RNA polymerase II cis-regulatory region sequence-specific DNA binding; DNA-binding transcription factor activity, RNA polymerase II-specific. The transcript has 19 exons. Gene Ontology annotation, biological process: cell surface receptor signaling pathway via JAK-STAT; regulation of transcription by RNA polymerase II; defense response. The record is from RefSeq and is a predicted model, not a curated record.
GUUCAACUCAGAGUUGCUGUGUGGUGUUUUUGUACAGUUGAGCUCAUGGAUGGGUAAACCCUGUCAAACGUUUAACGUCUACAAACCAUCAUCAAAUCGUUCUGCUGCUGGUCUCCGUUAAUGCUAGCCAGGUAUGGCGCUGUGGAUUCAGGCACAGCAGCUGCAGGGAGACGCCCUGCAUCAGAUGCAGUCUCUCUAUGGGCAGCACUUCCCCAUCGAGGUGCGCCACUACCUGGCACAGUGGCUGGAAGCUCAGCCGUGGGAUGCCAUCGACCUGGAGAACCAGCAGGAUGAGUUUAAAGCAAAACGUCUGCUGGACGGUCUGAUCCAGGAGCUGCAGAGGAGGGCAGAGCAUCAGAUGGGUGAAGAUGGUUUCCUGCUAAAGAUCAAACUGGGUCAUUAUGCCACACAGCUCAAGAGCUCGUAUGACCCUUGCCCUCUGGAGCUUGUGCGGUGUGUCAAACACAUCCUGUACACUGAGCAAAGACUUGUACAGGAAGCGUCCAAUGCCAGCAGUCCGGGGUCAGGUCCAGUAGAUGGGACCCCUCAGAGAUAUCAGCAGAUCAACCAGACAUUUGAGGAGCUACGUGCCAUGACACAGGACACAGAGAAUGACCUCCGCAAGCUGCAACACAGUCAAGAAUACUUCAUCAUUCAGUACCAGGAGAGCUUGAGGAUACAGGCUCAGUUGAGUAGUUUGGCCAGCCUUCCUCCAGCUGAGCGUGUUCAGAGAGAAACUAGUCUGCAGAGCAGAAAGUCCACGCUAGAGACCUGGCUCACACGAGAGGCCAACACCUUACAAAAGUACAGACAGGAACUGGCAGAGAAGCAUCAGAGGACUCUAGCUCUGUUAAGGAAACAGCAAACCGUUAUUGUGGAUGAUGAACUGAUUCAAUGGAAGAGACGACAGCAGCUCGCAGGCAAUGGAGGACCAUCAGAAGGAGGACUGGACAUACUGCAAGCCUGGUGUGAGAAGUUGGCCGAUAUGAUCUGGCAAAACAGACAGCAGAUUCGCAGAGUUGAACACCUGACACAGCAGCUGCCCAUUCCAGGACCCACAGAAGAACUGCUCACUGAACUCAACGCUACCGUCACAGACAUCAUAUCAGCACUUGUCACCAGCACAUUCAUAAUUGAGAAACAGCCUCCUCAAGUUCUGAAGACUCAAACCAAAUUUUCGGCGACGGUUCGCUUGCUGGUCGGAGGGAAACUUAAUGUCCACAUGAAUCCUCCACAGGUUAAGGCCACCAUCAUCAGUGAACAACAGGCCAAGGCCUUACUAAAGAACGAGAACACCCGCAAAAGUGACAGUAGUGGAGAGAUUCUGAACAACAACUGUGUAAUGGAGUACCACCAAACCACUGGCACCCUGAGUGCACACUUCAGGACUAUGUCUCUGAAGCGUAUUAAGCGGUCAGACCGCCGUGGGGCAGAGUCAGUGACUGAAGAGAAGUUUACAGUUCUGUUUGAGUCUCAGUUCAGUGUGGGAGGCAAUGAACUCGUGUUUCAUGUGAAGACAUUAUCCCUGCCUGUUGUGGUCAUCGUUCAUGGGAGUCAAGACAAUAAUGCUACAGCGACAGUACUGUGGGAUAAUGCUUUCUCUGAGCCAGGUCGAGUGCCAUUCGUGGUGCCUGACAAGGUGCUAUGGCCACAGCUGUGCGAGGCAUUGAACAUGAAAUAUAAAUCGGAGGUUCAGAGUGACAGAGGCCUGUCAGAAGACAAUCUGGUGUUCCUUGCUCAGAAAGCCUUCAGCAGCUCCAGCAACAACCCUGAGGACUAUUGCAACAUGACCAUCACCUGGUCUCAGUUCAAUAGGGAAAGCUUGCCAGGCAGGAAUUUCACAUUCUGGCAGUGGUUUGAUGGGGUCAUUGAGCUCAUGAAAAAACACCUGAAGUCUCACUGGAAUGAUGGAGCGAUUCUGGGUUUCCUGAACAAGCAGCAAGCUCAGGACAUGUUGAUGUCCAAACCAAAUGGCACGUUCCUUUUGCGCUUCAGUGACUCUGAGAUCGGAGGUAUCACCAUUGCAUGGGUUGCGGAAAACCCAAACAAAGCAGGAGAACGGAUGGUGUGGAACCUGAUGCCCUUCACUACUAAAGAUUUCUCCAUCCGCUCUCUGGCUGAUCGGAUCAGUGAUCUGAACCAUCUGCUCUUCCUCUAUCCCAACCAGCCGAAAGAAGAAGUCUUCUCCCGUUAUUGCACACCUCCAAACUCAAAAGCAGUAGGGGAUGGAUAUGUCAAACCAGAGAUCAAGCAGGUGGUGAAGGUUGAGUUUUCUUCACCCAAUCCUGAACCUUCUCCUGGGAAUUCCUUCAUGGAGCAUGCAGCAUCACCCACUGUCAAUCAACACCAUAGCUUCGCAAUCUAUCCAUCAAUGAAUGACACCAUGUUGGACACGGAAGGUGAAUUUGAUCUGGAUGAGACCAUGGACAUGGCCCGACAGGUGGAGGAAUUCCUGCGUCAGCCCAUGGAAACCCAGUGGAGCGGACAACAGUCAUGACCUUUUGUGAUCUCUUAUGCGAACUUCACAAAAAAUCGAUGGUUCCAUUCCAUAUUUUUAUCUUAACAAAUGUGAAAUGUUAUGUUUGUCAAAGCUGAUCAGUGGAUGUGUAACUGCCUUUGCAUUUUAUAUAUAGUUUAAUGUGUAAUUUCCCUUCAUUAACCACCGAAGAACAAAAUAGACUGUCAUGUGCAGUGAUACACUUCUAUUUGGCUAGAUAUAAGUGGCUACUUUACUAGCCCAAUGUGGGUUUGCCACUUUCAUUGCCCUUUACCUUAAUUGUUAUAGUCCUGUUAUAAAGAUCCACUUGAUCAAAUCUUUAAGUCCAGUCACACAGUUGGAUAAUUGAAGACAUUGAGCUUUCAGUAUUCAGGCUUCUCAGUUUGUCCAUCUCCUAUAAAAAUGCUUUACAGCAGCAUUCAGGGUUGCCAAGUCUGCGAAACAAAACCAGUCCAAUUGCUAUUCAAAACUAGCCCAAUCACAUUUUUUCCAGAGUUUUCCCCUCAGUUGGAGGUCUGCUCGACUAAAACUCUUACUUGAAAUAGCUUUACUUGGCUGCAUUGUGUAAUUUCUGCACCUAGUGGCACUACACAGAAUUGCCAAGAAUGCUAACUGUAUUCAACCGGUUUUCCAAUUCCAUGUCUUUCGUUGUCUGCCGAAUAGGCAGUUCUGGCUGUCAUGGUUGACAUUAGUGUGGUGUUAUUUCUCCCCAACUUUAGUUAAAGCAUCCCCUAACAUCAAAAAUUUAUGAAAUUUGGCACGUCACUCAGAAUAUCCAUACGUUCAUUCACACCAUUCACACUUUACACUAUUAGCUAAUGAAAUCUGAUCUGGUGAAUUUUUUUUUUUUUUUUUUUUUUUUUAAGAUUUGGGAUUGGGAAUCUUAAAUCUUAUUGGGAAGCACUUCCUCUAUUAAACGGUUGCUGAGUUAUGUUUUUUUUAGUUGUGUUGCCCCCUAUGGGUGGAAUUUGACACAAUUUGACUUGAAUUCUCAGGACUGUUUAAGUGUACCAAGUUUAGUUCAAUAUUAUAUCUUCAGAACAAAUGGAAGAAUCAAAAUUCUUUUGAUAACCUUUAUUUUAAGUGUAUGUUUAAAUUAGCCUGGUUAAGGUUGAAGAGUGUACAUUUUCAGAGUUCAAAUACUCUAUCCUACCCUUUCUUGAUGUUUAGGGACACAGUCAGCUAUUUAGUAGGUAAUUCCCCCAAAGUGUGAACACUGUGAGUCUGUAGAGCUUUGUAAAUAUCACUGUGCCACCAACCCCAUUUAGCAACAUUACUCAGGCAAUGGCUUGAGUUUGGUUAAACGGGAUCUUCUCUGAUAAACAGGCAAUCACAGUAUGGUGGUUGGGUUGUUGAAAACAUUUACUCUUGGUGUCUGAUCUGUCUAGCAUCUUUAUUUAUGAUUAUCUGACUCCCUCCCGCCCCAGAUACCUCAUUUUCCCUGAGCCAUUCUUCCUGUGCCUUAAACAGCUGAAGUUUGUCCAGUAGUUACACCAAAGUCUAUUGUUAGCCUGCAA